AUGAUAAAUCAAUCAUAUAUUAAUUAUCUUUUAAUUGUAUUUUUAAUUUUAAUAUCUCCAAUAUCAUCGAGUAUACUUAGUGAUCCAACAUCAUGUAGUUCAAAUAUUAUUAAAUAUUCAGACCAUGAGAAGGCUCAAAUACCACUAUCAUUCGAUGCUAGAUUAAAGUGGCCAUCAUGUAUAUCCGGAGUCAGGAACCAAGGAAUAUGUUCAAGUUGUUGGGCAAUGACUGCCUCAAGUGUAUUGUCGGAUACUAUGUGUAUCGCUUCAAAUAAGACUGUAAAGAAAUUAUUGUCACCUCAGUAUAUGGUAGAUUGUUCUCAUAACUGUAAACCAGGCAAUAUUUAUUGCAAUCUAGGUUGUAAGUUGGGAUAUUUGGACCUGGCCAUUGAGUAUACUAUUAGCAAUGGUCUUGUAUCAGAUCAAUGUUAUCCAUAUAAGGAGUCAGAGUCAACAACAUGUCCAACCAAGUGUAACAAUCAAGAUAAUCUUUCAUUCUAUUAUGGAAAGUCUUGCAAGAAGUUCACAACUAUCGAGGAUGCCCAACUAGAGAUCAUGAAUCAUGGAUCAAUCAUCGCCACUCUGGAUAUACACUCCGACCUAUACACCUACAAGUCAGGCCUAUACGCUGCCACUGGAGAGUACAAAGAAGGUCACGCAGCAAGAGUGGUUGGAUGGGGAACACUCGAUACCAAACCAUUUUGGUUGUUGGCCAAUAGUUGGGGCACGGACUGGGGUAUGAAUGGAUACUUCUUAAUCGAGCGUGGACAAAACAUUGCAAUGGUUGAGACAAAUCUACUUGGAAUUGAACCAGAUACAUCAAGAAUACCAGAGUCCAAUGUGAAUGAUAACAGCGUUUCCUUCAGAGAUGCUCCAGUUGAGCCACAUAUCAAUGCUGGCACAUUCCUCUCGCCAACAACCUUCAUUCCAUUGACAAUUCUUUUGUCAAUUGUGUAUUAUAUACUU
Messenger RNA from Acytostelium subglobosum LB1, 966 nucleotides. RefSeq lists its product as hypothetical. The record is from RefSeq and is a predicted model, not a curated record. The transcript is spliced from 2 exons. Gene Ontology annotation, molecular function: cysteine-type endopeptidase activity. Gene Ontology annotation, cellular component: lysosome. The annotation marks the transcript as partial. Lineage: Eukaryota; Evosea; Eumycetozoa; Acytosteliales; Acytosteliaceae.